Molecule: messenger RNA, 1494 nt
Organism: Plasmodium inui San Antonio 1
Lineage: Eukaryota; Apicomplexa; Aconoidasida; Haemosporida; Plasmodiidae
Exons: 1
Coding region: 1-1494 (497 amino acids)
Source: RefSeq, a predicted model, not a curated record
AUGAGUUGGGAGUUGACCUUAUGGAAGGAGAAGUUCCCCAGGCACUACUACCCAAGGACAAAAGCAGGCAGAUGUAGCGAGCACUCCAAGGAAAGCAUGGGUUGUUAUAACUUGGCAUGGACCCCAGGGAAGACUGAUUGGACAAGUAUUAACAAUUGGUCCACCGAAAUAGCCGGAGAUCUAUAUGGCUCCCAGUCCAUGUCUGAGACCUGGACUCAUCAGAAAACGGGACUGUGGGAUGGUACAUGGGGCAAACCUAGAUUAACCUGGACAGAUUUCAUAGAUCUACUACUCCAGGAGAUUGAUAAACUAGCCGAAAACACCCCAGAAAGGUCCGACUCUACGAGAUGGAAGUGGUAUAGAGAUGACUGGUAUAGUGCUCUGAAGGAAGCGGGCAGGGAACCUGGGGGAUGGAACAGUACAUCCGAGGGUCAAGCCAUCUAUAGUCUGAUAUUCUGUAUCGUAAGCGGAUUAUAUAGGCAAGGCAAGGACGAUAACACGAAACUAACUGGCAGGGACAGGAUAUGUACCAAAGUAGAUCAAAACCUAGAGGUGGAGGCACAGGAGUGGUUGAGUUGGUAUAAGCAGAAGGAAGAGCGGGUUAGUAAGUUGGGGGGCAGCGAAUGUACGAAGACUCAGGCCGGUAAGGCAUGUACCAGCAUGAAGUUAGGAUUAAUAAAUAGCGUAUAUGAAGGAUUAACAAAAUUAUGUCCAACCUGUGGCCCGUAUCAAUUGGGAAAUUGGAUAAGGAGAUCAGCCAGCACGACUUACCGCGGUGAAAGCUAUUACUGUGUUGUCAACGGAAAAGAGUUCAACUGCAACAACGAGCAGACUGCGAAGGACCAGGGGAGAACACUAGUAGUUCGUGGAAUCCCGAAAACACCCAGCUCUACAGGACAAACACGGGCACCACUGGGAAAAGCGCAAACCUCAGCGCAGACACCCGAGGAGUCAUCUCACAAAAAUUCAGCCGACGGAACUAGCGGGGAUUCUGCCCAGGCCGUGACAGGAUUAGGAGGAAGCUCUAAGGGACGAAAUUCCCCAACAGAUUCAGAAGGGGAACCAGAACAUCCGAACGUCCAAGUCAACAGCGAAGGAGGAAAAGAACCCGAAGCCUCUGCUUCUACAACUAUAACACAAUCAGCAAAUACGGAGCCUCAGAAGGAGCCAAAGGAGGCAGCCUCGUCUUUACCUAACCCAGGGACCAAUGGAGAGGACCAGACUGAGGGUCCACCGGCAGCUUCCGCUGCUUCAGAUAGUAUGGGAGCCGGAGGGGAGGGGAAUGCAACUUCGGCGCUUGCCCCAGGAGUAGGAAAAGAGGAAGACCCUCGUGCCGAGAGGGGUAUAGGAACCAUAGCUGGAGGAGUAAUAGGAGGAGUCCUUAUAGCAGGGAUAGCAGCUUAUGGUUUGUAUAGAAUUUGGGGGAGGCCGCGACGGAGAAAGGCGCUUAGGGCGGACAAGUGGGAGGGGCCAUCGAUUGGCUUAAGGAUAUAG